GAUUCCGGGUUGUUUUAUUUCUGAUUUUAUUUGCAAGACUUCGAAUGUGUUUUUGUUUUGAUAAUUCAAAAAUUAAGUAAAAAAGAGUAAGAUGAAGUUUGCAAUUGUAGUUUUUGGAUUUCUCUUUGGAAUUCUAUUUGGAGAAGUUGGAUCAUGUAAAAUUGUAUUUCCUGACUCAAAAGAUUAUCAAGAAACUGUUAACAAGACUCCAAAACCGAAUCCUUUGUUGAAAGCUCAAACAUGCAUAGAAGUCAGCGAGGAUGGAGAAUGCUUAGGAGAAGAAGGAGAAAGUGUCGAAGAUUUUCUAUCAGAAAGAUUCUUUUUAGUGAGUCCGAAGAAAAAGUGUAAAGAUGGAUAUAAGUUGGGUCCUGGCAAUAAAUGCAGAAAAGUCAUAAAAGUAUAUGAUAUAAGAAGUUCAAGUAAAAACACACAAAAAUCAUAAACUAAGCUCAAAAUUAAGUUGCUUCUCGAAAAAAAAUCACAUUUUUUUGUACUUGAAUGUUAUCAGAUUUUGUUUACAAUGGAUUUAACUGACAGUUCACACAAGAUUAG
Messenger RNA from Chironomus riparius, 552 nucleotides. The record is from the annotation of a GenBank genome assembly. Lineage: Eukaryota; Metazoa; Arthropoda; Insecta; Diptera; Chironomidae.